UUCUUCUAAUUCGAUCAUUCCAGCUUUCUAUCCGAGACUCACAACUCAAAAACGAAGAACACAGAAAAAAGGGGGAAAAAAGAGUGAUAGAAUUAUAGAAAAUGUUAGGGCUUGAAUAUGAAGGAUCGGAUUUUGCUCUUCUUGAGUCGAUUCGGAGGCAUCUGUUAGAAGAAUCGGACUUAUCGGCGAGUUCUUCAAUGAAUAUUCCGGCGAGGAGCUCCGUUGGUGGUGGUGCUAUGGGGUAUUGCAGGAGCUCGAGUUUCGGUAGUCUCUUUCCUUGUUUGACAGAGAAUUGGGGAGAUCUACCAUUAAAGGUCGAUGAUUCAGAGGAUAUGGUAGUCUAUGAUUUCCUUCGCGAUGCCGUUAAUGUCGGAUGGAUUCCGUCACUUUCGGAUGAGCCAUCUAAUAGCAGCUGCAGCAGCGGGUUUAGUGAUUUAACGGCGAUUACUGUUAAAUCAGAACCUCAGGAGACAACAACGACGAUGAUGACGACUCCAACGGUUGGGGCUUUGUUUCAGGAGCAACCGACGGAUUCGGCUUCAUCGGCCAUGACAACUGUUUCGAGUAUCUCGAUUCCGCAACCGGAGAAGUCGAUUUCAGCGGCAGCUCCAGUUGCGGCACCAUCGAAGGGGAAACAUUACAGAGGUGUACGGCGACGUCCUUGGGGGAAAUUCGCCGCGGAGAUCAGAGAUCCGGCGAAGAACGGCGCCAGAGUCUGGCUUGGCACGUUCGAGACGGCCGAAGACGCGGCACUGGCUUAUGACCGAGCUGCUUACAGGAUGCGCGGUUCACGCGCCCUUCUCAAUUUCCCUCUCCGGAUCGGUUCACCCGAUUCCGAUCCGGUUCCUGUUACUUCAAAGCGCGCUUCUCCGGAACCUUCGUCUCCGUCCUCAUCAUCUUCCGUGUCGGACAAUAGUUCGGCGAAGAGGAGGAAGAGAGGUGUCGUUGCUUCAGCUCCGGUGGAAACUCAAGGCGGUUUGGAAACAGGGAAACGACCGGAGGUGUUCCAGGUUGGGCAUCAGGUGGGCCCACUUAGAUGUGGGGAGCAGCUAUUGGUCAGUUAGAGAGAGAAGGAAAAAAAAGAAAUAGAAGUUGGGGAUUAGCCCUAACUAUAAAAUACUGUACUUCUUAAGAGAAAAAACAGAGAUCUUUUGAAGAGGAUCGGAUUUCUUUCCACAAUUUUGGGAUCUAAAUAGAGGGAAAAAACACUGAUUGGGGAGAGAGAAAAGGCCUGGCUUUAGUGUGUUUGUUUGAGAGAGAGAAUGGAGGGUUGUGCAUUGUCCAUUUUUGUGAAUAUGAGAUAAGAUUUUGUACCAAAAAAAAAAAAAAAAGAGAAUAUGAGAUAAGAUUUGUGAUUGGUUAAA
Molecule: messenger RNA, 1364 nt
Organism: Macadamia integrifolia
Lineage: Eukaryota; Viridiplantae; Streptophyta; Magnoliopsida; Proteales; Proteaceae
Product: ethylene-responsive transcription factor 2-like
Exons: 1
Coding region: 102-1064 (320 amino acids)
Biological process (GO): regulation of DNA-templated transcription; ethylene-activated signaling pathway
Molecular function (GO): DNA binding; DNA-binding transcription factor activity
Source: RefSeq, a predicted model, not a curated record